Messenger RNA from Emericellopsis atlantica, 1205 nucleotides. RefSeq lists its product as uncharacterized. The transcript is spliced from 3 exons. Bases 41 to 793 code for a protein of 250 amino acids. NCBI's taxonomy places the organism in Eukaryota, Fungi, Ascomycota, Sordariomycetes, Hypocreales, Bionectriaceae. The record is from RefSeq and is a predicted model, not a curated record.
CGAGUCACAUGUACGGACCUUUUGCCUCCUCAGCGAUACGAUGACCGCAGCCGAUGUGUUGAGCAAGGAACAAUUCGAAGAGCUCGUAGGCUCAUAUUCCCAAGCCCUAGAGCGCAUGGGAGCUCUCAAGACCGCCAAAGAUGGACAACGACCACUAAGCGAGCUCGAUGCAUAUCGAUACGACAAGGCUCCCCGUCUCUUCUCGGCGGGAGAGUCCGUGCGGGACAUGGACCUGGAAGCUGUGAAGACGCUCGUUGAAUGGAAACUACGUCAUGGCAAAUUCCGUCCGACGCUCAUGAGCUUGGUUUCUUCCAACGACCCGGUGACUGUGAAAAAUAUCAUCCGAGACGCUAUUGGUGGGUAUCGAGAGGAUGGAGACGCAGCAGCAGCUGUUGAUGCAUUGUCGAAGCUCAGAGGAGUCGGUCCCGCAACGGCAUCUCUGCUUCUGUCGGUCCACGACCCAGACCGGGUGAUCUUCUUCUCCGACGAAGCAUACUAUUGGUUGUGCUGCGGCGGCGUGAAGAGUCCCAUCAAGUACAACGCCAAGGAGUAUCAACAGCUGUUGGCCCAAGCGCGAGAACUAGCUGCGAGAAUCAAGGUAUCGACGAUGGAGGUCGAAAAGGCUGCUUUUGUCGCAAUGAGACAGUCAACCGACGUGGUCUCUGCGAAGACAAGCAAUAGCAAGACCCCAAGGGCUCGGACAAAUAUCGUGAAGCGCAAGAAGACGCCUGAGCUCGACAAGCCAAAGGCCCAGGCAGAGCCUCCCAGGCGGUCAAAGCGAAGGAAAGCUUAGUUACAUGUACAUAGAUAGCCUCCCCAGCCACGUGUGCAUGCACCAAAGGUGUCCUCGCAAGGAUAUGCCUGCAGCAUCCGAACGAGCCGAGUAGGCAAUCGGCUCUCCCUUCGAAUUGUGGUGAGCUUGACCCAAGGACGGACGUGCGGUCCGACGAACCGCAUUGCUGCGCGUCUCUCUCCCCUGCAAGACCCUGGCGGAUCUAACAAGCUUCGGCCAAUUUCACCAAGGCUGGCGUUUCCCGGGCUUAUUUUUAGGACGUCGAGCGGCUCAGCAAGCGCGUCUCUAGGGCCUGCGUCAGUAAGUUUCGCUCGCAGCUGUUGUGCCGUACCAGAGUCCGCCGGGAUGCGAUGCUAAACCAACGUCAUCCACACCAGCCCUGGCCCCCGGGGCACUUGGUUUAAAAUCAUCA